Callorhinchus milii (elephant shark) is the source of this 1860-nucleotide messenger RNA. RefSeq names its product oocyte zinc finger protein XlCOF6-like. The record is from RefSeq and is a predicted model, not a curated record. NCBI's taxonomy places the organism in Eukaryota, Metazoa, Chordata, Chondrichthyes, Chimaeriformes, Callorhinchidae.
AUGGCGACUCAGGUCAGGAACGGCAACCAAGCGCUGUCAGCAGAGAUGCAGAGAGAGUGUCAGGAAUCUAUCGUAUUUCAUGUUGAAGAAAACCGAGUCUCGCAAACAGGAUCUCUACAGGGUCACAAGCAAUCGAUCUCAGGAGAUAGACUGUAUAAAUGUUCCCGAUGUGGUGAGAAUUUCAUACAUUCAGGGCACCUCAAGAUACACCAGCAAUCACUCCGAGAAAAGCGUCUGUAUAAAUGUGUGGAAUGUGGGAAGAGCUUCACAGGAUCGGGCAGUCUGCAGAUACACCAUCGAUCUCACACAGGAGAGAGGCCAUAUAAAUGUGCAGAAUGUGGAAAGAGUUUUGCAACGUUAGCUUAUCUCCAGAUACACUAUCGGUAUCACACAGGAGAGAGGCCAUAUGAAUGUGUUCAGUGUGGAAAGAGUUUUACACAAUCAGGAGAACUCCAGAGACACCAGCAAUCACACACAGGAGAGAAACCGUAUAAAUGUGCUGAAUGUGGAAAGCGUUUCACAACGACGUUUUAUCUCCAGGUUCACCAUCGAUCACACACAGGAGAGAAACCAUAUAAAUGUGCAGAAUGUGGAAAGAGUUUCAGAGCAACGGAUCGUCAAAUACACCAUCGAUCACACACUGGAGAGAGACCGUAUAAAUGUGCUGAGUGUGGAAAGAGUUUCACCUCGAGUAAUCUCCAGGUUCACCAUCGAUCACACACAGGAGAGAAACCAUAUAAAUGUGCAGAAUGUGGAAAGAGUUUCAGAGCUUCAGGAUCUCUCAGAAUACACCAUCGAUCACACACUGGAGAGAGACCAUAUAAAUGUGCUGAGUGUGGAAAGAGAUUUUUAUCCUCGAGUAAACUCCAGGGACAUCAUCGAUCACACACAGGAGAGAGACCAUAUAAAUGUGCAGAAUGUGGAAAGAGUUUCAGAGCUUCAGGAUCGCUCAAAAUACACCAUCGAUCACACACUGGAGAGAGACCGUAUAAAUGUGCUGAGUGUGGAAAGAGUUUCAUUGCUUCCGGAUCUCUCAAAAUACACCAUCGAUCACACACUGGAGAGAGACCAUAUAAAUGUGCUGAGUGUGGAAAGAGUUUUUUAACCUCGAGUAAUCUCCAAGGACAUCAUCGAUCACACACAGGAGAGAGGCCACACAAAUGUGUUCAAUGUGGAAAGCGUUUCACAACGUUGCGUUAUCUCCAGAGACACCGACAGUCACACACAGGAGAGAAACCGUAUAAAUGUGCAGAUGUGAAAGCAUUUCACAACGUCAGUUAUCUCCAGAGACACCGACAAUCACACACAGGAGAGAAACCUUAUAAAUGUGUUCAAUGUGGAAAGCGUUUCACAACGUCAGGGAAUCUCCAGACACACCAGCGAUCACACACAGGAGAGAAACCGUAUAAAUGUGCAGAAUGUGGAAAGUGUUUCACAAGGGCAGACAGUCUCCAGAGACACCAGCGAUCACACACCGGGAAAAGGCCAACAAAUGUGUUGAAUGUGGAAAGAGUUUCACAAAGUCAGGAGACCUCCAGGGACACCGACAAUCACACACGGGAGAGAAACCGUAAAGAUGUGUUGAAUGUGGAAAGAGUUUUAAAAGGCCAAGUUAUCUCCAGAGACACCAGCGAUCAUACAGCGGAAACAGACCAUAUAACUCUACUGAAUGUGAAAAUAAUUUUUCAAGGAAAUAGCACCUCCAAACUCACCAGCAGAUACACACAGGAGAGACUGUACAAUUAUGCCGAAUGUGGGAAUAAUUUUGCGGUGUCGUAUCAGAAAAAAAAAAGUUCUUUACCAGCGGAAAGCUUUCCAGGAGUCGAUACAGUUCAAAGUACGUACGAGAAGCUGCUUUGA